AUGCAGACUGCAGAAGUCGCAACAGAGCCAGUUGCUGCUGGAGAGUCGUCAUCAACCGAAUCAUCAGAUAGCAGUAGCAAGUCACAGGCUUCUGAUAAAAGCAGUAUUCCAGGGACAUUGGUUGAUCUAUCAAGUGAAUACGAUCAAUACGCAAGUAAGGCUGAGAAGCAACUGGACAAAACACCAGGAAGCAAAUCAAUUGUACAGGAAUUGAAGAAACUAACGAAAGAGGAAGAAAAGAAGAAGGCAGAAAAGAAGAAGAAAAGGAAGUGCGACCCAUCAAAGUAUCCAAAGAUUCCAAAGGGCAAGAAGGCCGUCAUACGAAUCAACUAUCGGCCAGCCUGA
This is a messenger RNA of Enterospora canceri, 345 nucleotides long. The record is from the annotation of a GenBank genome assembly. NCBI's taxonomy places the organism in Eukaryota, Fungi, Microsporidia, Enterocytozoonidae.